Molecule: messenger RNA, 678 nt
Organism: Panonychus citri (citrus red mite)
Lineage: Eukaryota; Metazoa; Arthropoda; Arachnida; Trombidiformes; Tetranychidae
Product: anaphase-promoting complex subunit 15-like
Exons: 2
Coding region: 109-438 (109 amino acids)
Biological process (GO): regulation of mitotic cell cycle spindle assembly checkpoint
Cellular component (GO): anaphase-promoting complex
Source: RefSeq, a predicted model, not a curated record
UUCUACAAUAAGUUUUGUUUUGAUUCAUUAAGUUUAAUUUAAUUCUAAAACUGUAAUUUGUUCAUUUAUGAUAAUUUAAGGAAUUUUUGUUAUUCCAAUUAGUUAAACAUGGUUACUCCUUUGGCUCCUUCUUUGUCUUUGAGUUACGUUGAACCUUUUUGGUUCUCAGGUGAUCGAGUUAUUGAUGAAGAUGCUGAGCUUACAAAUUUAGAGAAAGAACAACAAAGUCAAUAUAGUGAAUUGGUUCAAAAAUAUACUGAAUAUUUACCUCAAUCUCAACCGAAUGAACCUUAUGAGGAAGAUGAAGAGGAAGAAGAAGAAGAUAAUGAUGAUGAUGACGAAGAAGACAGUGGAUCUAAUGAAGAUGAUAAUGAUGAAGAACUUGAAGUUGAUGAGAUGCCUUUCAAUCCUGAUUCACCGAUAAUCAACAUUUCAUGAAGAAAACAAAAAUUGAUCAAUGUUUAUGUUGUUUUCUCUUUCGGAUAUUUUUUCCUCUAAUAAUUUUUUUCCUUUCAAUUUUUUCUUUCAUUAUUUCUCAAUGUUUACUCACCACAUUGAAAUGUCAAAUAUACACUCACCUUAACUGUUGGUUAAGAGCAAUUAACUAAUUGAAUGUAAAUCAAUUCUCUUUCUAAAAUAAUAUUGAUUAAAAAUGUUACUCCGCUGAGAGAAAUAUAA